This is a messenger RNA of Harpegnathos saltator (Jerdon's jumping ant), 5311 nucleotides long. It is a transcript of the gene fz, whose product is annotated as frizzled class receptor. The transcript has 3 exons. Gene Ontology annotation, molecular function: Wnt receptor activity; Wnt-protein binding. Lineage: Eukaryota; Metazoa; Arthropoda; Insecta; Hymenoptera; Formicidae. Gene Ontology annotation, biological process: non-canonical Wnt signaling pathway; canonical Wnt signaling pathway. The record is from RefSeq and is a predicted model, not a curated record. Gene Ontology annotation, cellular component: plasma membrane. Bases 479 to 2269 code for a protein of 596 amino acids.
UGACGUAUUGGACGCAUGCGCAGGAGAUUGCGAAGGGAAUAAAUGCCCCGAACACUGGAGUUGCGUUCCGAUAUUCACUGCCAACACUGAAAAUCUAUGGUAUACGUGACACAAACUAUGUAUUUUCGGUACUGGCGUUGAAUUUCGGAAUACAGCCUGGAUAACCUAUUCGCGUGGCCAAUCAGCGCCUAAUCAGCGACGAGAUGAUGAUAGUGUAGCCGCCAUCACUGUUUACACUGCCGUUCGGCGAGUGCGUCCGUCAUUUCCAUCGUCGUCUCAUCCUCCUCAUCGCCGCUGUUUCCAUCAGUUUACCGCCGUCGUUCGCGUUCCUACUGUGUACAUCGAGAUGUCCCGUUCAAAUGGCCGACGUUGGUGACGUGUUGGUGCGCGUCGCGUCCUCCCAUCCUAGGUGAGUGUUGGUCGGCCGUCGACGACGUGCCUGUCGUGCUCGCGGAGAAGAGGCUAGGACGCACGCAAGAUGCUGUGGGCAACGACGAUCGGUAUCGUCCUGUCAAGUGUGCUGCUCGCCACAGCCACUCUGUAUUCCACUGCCAUUGACAGCGUCGCCAGUGGCGGCGGCGGCGGUGGUAGCGAUCCGCUCGCCCAUCACGGCCGCUGCGAGCCCAUCACUAUCAAUCUCUGCAUGAACAUCCCAUACAAUGAGACCAUUAUGCCGAAUCUCAUGAACCACCAGAAGCAGGAGGACGCCGGCGCGGAGGUGCAUCAGUACGCGCCGCUCGUCAAGAUGAAGUGCAGUCCUGACCUGCGUUUCUUUCUGUGCACCGUGUACGCACCCGUGUGUACCAUCAUAGACAAGGCGAUACCGCCGUGUCGAUCGCUGUGCGAGAGUGCGCGCUCCGGCUGCGAAAGCCUGAUGAACACCUUCGGCUUCGCCUGGCCGGAAGCCCUUGACUGCUCCAAGAUGCCGGAGAACGGUGGCCCUGAGCUCUGCGUCGGGACCAACGAGACCUCGACUCAAGAUUCUGCUGGUCCUGUCUAUCCGCCACCUCGAAUGCCAGUGGCGGAGUUCCAACCGUCUUGGAACGAAGGGCCCAAGUCAUACGGAGGUAGCGGUAGUGGUGGUUUUGCCUUGGGUGCCAGGGACUUUGGUUUCGUCUGUCCGGUUCAGUUCAAGGUUCCUCAUGAAUUGGGUUAUGCGCUGAAAGUUGGCAACAAGGUAGAGCCUGAUUGCGGCGCACCCUGUGAUGGGAUGUUUUUCAGCGAGAGGGAGAGGAGGUUUUCUAGGAUAUGGGUGGGCACUUGGGCCUCCAUCUGUGCAGUCUCGUGCUUCUUUACUUUCCUGACAUUUCUCAUUGAUACGGAUAGAUUUAGGUAUCCUGAGAGGCCCAUCAUCUUUUUAUCAGUUUGUUACCUGAUGGUAUCAUUAGCCUAUGUGAUUGGCUGGGCAGCUGGCAACUCCAUAUCGUGCAGAGAGCCAUUUCCACCACCCAUGGGAAUGCGCAUACAAAUGGCAUCGACAAUAACUCAGGGUACCAAGUACGAACUGUGCACUGUGCUCUUCAUGGUCCUCUAUUUCUUCGGUAUGGCUUCGAGCAUUUGGUGGGUCAUCCUCACCCUCACGUGGUUUCUGGCGGCUGGCCUGAAAUGGGGGCAUGAGGCGAUCGAAACGAACUCGCAGUACUUUCACUUGGCUGCUUGGGCCGCACCAGCUGUCAAGACUGUCACUAUUUUAGCUAUGGGAAAAGUGGAAGGUGAUACGUUACUUACAGGUGACAUAUUGUCAGGCGUAUGUUACGUUGGUCUUUGGAACGUGGAAGCGCUACGAGGUUUCGUAUUGGCACCGUUAUGCGUCUAUCUUUUCUUGGGCACCUUGUUCCUGAUGGCAGGCUUCGUGUCGCUCUUUCGUAUCCGUACUGUUAUGAAACACGACGGCACGAAAACGGACAAACUUGAGAAGCUGAUGAUACGCAUCGGCAUCUUCUCCGUGCUCUACAUCGUGCCCGCCAUGAUAGUCAUCGCCUGCCUCUUCUACGAACAGGCGUAUUUCGAUCAAUGGAUGUUAACGUGGAACAUGGAGAUGUGCUCGCGACCGGGCCCGCAGUCCCUCUACUCUUUGCCGUGUCCGGUGGGCGAACGUACGCGUGAUCUUGGACACAGGCCCGAGUUUGAAGUAUUCAUGAUCAAAUACCUAAUGGCGAUGAUUGUUGGUAUCACCAGCAGCUUCUGGGUAUGGUCUAAGAAGACACUCACUAGCUGGAAGCAGUUCUUCCAUCACAUACAAGGACGCCGAAACGAAGCCUACGUUUAGUAAUGACGCUUGGGAUAUGUCGAAUCAUACCUGGAACAUGCGACGAUAGUCGUUUCGAAUGUUAUGUCGUAAUCGGUAAUUCUCAAACAUCUCAAGUCCGUAUAAAUGAUUGUCACGUGACGCUUGUCUCGUGUGACUCAGAUUUUAAUUGAGACUGAAAUUUAUUCACUUGAAUCGCAUAUAUAUGACCACCAUACCUACAAUGGCGAUUCAACUGAAAAACUCGCCAAUCUAAUUCUGAAUUUAAAUCUGAAUGUCUCGUUUGAAAAAAAGAUUCAAGUAACGACCAUUUAUACGAGUCUUGCUAAUUAUCAACUUAACGAAGUAAGUGGUUUAUACACCGACACAUAAUCGUCAUGUACGUCUACCAUGUGGUGUUCACUGCAAGUUCACGCUGUGUCGAUAUGUAGACAUGUGAGAGAACUCCUGAUUGCGAAUAAUCGAAACACUUCGUAUCUGCUUAUGGUUGAAUCGGUUGAGAAAGAUUCAAGAUUCGAACGUCCAUCACUAUCUACGUUUAAGGCCUCUACUAUAGUUUAUGCAUGCGGUCGCAAAGAUACACGUGCUCUGAUCCUGAAGAAAGAGAAGCUAACGAGGAUUAAGAUGAAAAUGUUGGAAUUUUCAAGACUUCGCCUGGACGCAGCAAGCAGUGUCCCAUUUCUUGAUGUUGCGCUGUACUUUGCGCUGUAAACGUAGAUCUUUGCGAUUAAUUCCUAUUGCUAUCGAUAUCGAUCAGACGCCAACUUGAAUUUAAGUCUUUGCCCGACUAGAACUUGAAGCCAGGUUGAAGUUCGUAGAAUCGACGUUGGUAGAGACGGGCAUGAGUGUUCGUGCAGCUAAAGAGACGAGAGAAACAUCUUGAUACUAAAGACAUGUCCGGGAUAUUGCGCGAGUCUACUUACGAUGCUAAAGUGUGUGUAUUUCAUAAUCGAAAUGACCGCGUAACAUCAGCAGCAGGAGCUCUCUCCCUCCAGGAUUACGUUCUUACGCAACAAUUCGAAGAACACGUCUAGUCUCUUUUUGUAUCCUUCAUUGUUUCUCAUCACGAGUUGCGAGAGCAGUUAUCUAACAAAAAACUUGAAUUUAUUGAUGUCGAUAGAAGAAACGAAACUCGACAUUUGGAUUCUGAGAAACCUCCUUGGAGACUCCUGCUCUUUAUCGUAACAAUCAAUUCGAUCAAAAUCGCGCCGACGCUUCAUUACGUUACGCUUGUAGUUUUCCCGUACUUAAGCAAAAGCACGUAUCGAUGAAGCAAGUGCUGUGCCAAAUGAGUUUUUCUAAUCUUUCAAGCCGGACGCGCGCACGUGCGUGAUAUGGAAAGCUAUGUGAAAUAUUUUGGUAACUCGGUGUGUCGAACUGUCGAUUACUUUGAAAGUAUUAUUAAACGACGUUUGUUCGUUAAGUAACGUUUAUCCUCGUACAUCGCUACGAGUAUUGUCGACUGUAUCCUACGUUUAAGUUGAAAAUGCUCAAACGACGCCGUCGACAUACAUGUCCGAAGCAUCUGCAGAACCACUGAUGUCCAGAAAUUUUAAGCGAGCUAAUGCCCACACUCUAGACGAUCCUUACGAUUCGCGCGACGGGACUUGCGAUAAGAUUCUAUUUACGACUUACGUAGUUAUCGUGUAAAACAGAAAACGUGUUGAACGUGUUCAUAGAUGUAUAUCUGCAUGCACGUAUACAUCCAUAAUAUAGCGACUGUUCGAAAACGUUUCCUCACAAAUGGAAUUUUACCUCAAACCGUCGCGAAAGCGUGUCACGUUUGGGUAUCGAAGAUUUCUGUAAAGCAACGCAACUCCAAGAGCGCCCACGAGCCUGACUGUAACGAUCAUCAUGUUCCACGUUUCGUAUCGCCGCGAAAUCUCUCUCUCUCUCUCUCUCUCUCUGAUUUUCACCGAUGAAAAACUGAAUAUACAUUACGCUUAAUUUUUACGAGAUGCGUUUAAGAGGCGUACGUAUGGAAACGCAAUAAUACUCAGGCAAAGACUCUGACGGCUAUUUCCUUUUUCACGCCCGCUCGUCAAGAACUCCCUUUCCAAGGACGGCCGAUCCUUUCUCAUUGCGCAAUGACGGAUCCUGCCACCGUAGUAGUACCGUAAAUUACUACCGUAGCAGCAUUCGCCACCUCGACGGAAUCUCAACGAGAUUUGUAAGAUUUUUAACUCGUAAGAAGUGCAUUACACACUGUCUUUAGGUUAACAUUGUAUAUAAUUAUAUAUGUUUUUUAAUUCUUUACUCCAUGUACUAUAAUAUAUUUUUAAAGAAUUUUGUACAUAUAUAUAUAUAUGUGACGCGUGCGCGUCGCCGCGAAGGCACAGCGGCGUCGCGCGUCUCCUACACGCACAAUUGAAACGAUCAUGCGAACAAAAACAUAAAUUCGUCCAUCGAAACUGCCGAGCUUUUGUGUACGUUGUGCAAGAGAAAAUUCCGCGCUGCGAAAAUAAUACCGCGUAAUUAUUAUAUAUAUAUAUAUAUAUAUAUAUAUAUAUAUAGUAUAUAAUAUAAAGUAUAUAGUAUAUAUAAAUAUAUAGUACACGCACGUAACAUACGAAUACCUCGGCGGCACCGACGAAAAGUAAUGCGAUUGCAUCUUCUUGGCGUUUCCAAUCGGCUCUCGUGUUUCCUUCACUGUCGUCACUUUUGUCCACAGUGGCGCAAAUUCCCAAACAGCAACAAGAUCUUAUAAGAUGUAACGUCAGCAUGAUUUUAUGACGUCUUGUGCGAUAUAUUGUGCGCGCACACGUAAAAUUGAUGAUGGAGAAAGCCCUUUGAGAGAAACUGAGAACGACACAAAUCAUUCUUUUCGGAAAAUUUCGAUCUGGUAGGUAGAAUGCUUUUUCUCGCAGGUGCCGUCGACUUUAAGCUAUCUUGUCGUGCGUGAGAUAUUGCGUGACGAUAUGUAAAUUAUGAUCGCUAUAUUCUUUAUAUAAUAAACAAGGUGCAUAUGUGAAGACGCAUGUUUAUUCUUUCUGCUGAACUCGUCAUUUAACAUGUUUUUAUUUACAGACGUUAAGCUUCUUACAAAAUAUAUCCAAAGAAAAA